This is a messenger RNA of Acanthosepion pharaonis, 1452 nucleotides long. The record is from the annotation of a GenBank genome assembly. NCBI's taxonomy places the organism in Eukaryota, Metazoa, Mollusca, Cephalopoda, Sepiida, Sepiidae.
AUGCUACUUCCUCGUAUGUGGGUGAGUAUUUGUCUGUGCAUUUGUCUGCUACUGGAUAUCAAUGACUGUAUCUCUCUCUCUCUCGAUAUAUGUGACUAUCGAUAUGUUUAUCUAUCUAUCUAUCUAUCUAUCUAUCUAUCUAUCUAUCUAUCUAUCUAUCUAUCUCACUUAUUCUCUUUCUUUCUAUCCAUCUCUCUGUCUAUCUAUCUAUCUAUCUAUCUCUCUGUCUAUCUAUCUAUCUAUCUAUCUAUCUAUAAGGAUGUUUAUAUCUAUCUCCAUAUAUAUAAGGCUGUUUAUAUCUAUCUCCAUCAAUCUAUAGGUAUCUAUCUCUCUCAAUAUGUGUCUAUUGAUAUGUUUCUAUAUCUAUCUAUCUAUCUAUCUAUCUAUCUAUCUAUCUAUCUAUCUAUCUAUCUCAGUCUCUUCAUAUCUAUCUAUCUAUCUAUCAUCUAUCUAUCUAUCUAUCUAUCUAUCUAUCUCAGGCUGUUUAUAUCUAUCUAUCUAUCUAUCUAUCUAUCUAUCUAUCUAUCUAUCUAUCUAUCUAUCUAUAUCCCUUUAUCUAUACCUACCUAUAUCUGCUUCUGGUCAGUUAAACAUUUCUGUCUUCCAUUUUUUUCUCUUUUUUCUCUCUCUCUCUUUUUCUCUCUUUUUCUCUUCCCUUUUUCUCUCUACUUUUUUCUCUUUUCUUUCUCUCUCUCUUUUUCUCUCUUUUUCUCUUCCCUUUUUCUCUCUACUUUUUUCUCUUUUCUUUUUUCUCUCUUUUCUCUCUUUUUCUCUUUUUUUUCUCUCUUUUUUCUUUUUCUUUUCUCUCUCUUUUUCUCUCUUUUCUCUUUUUUCUCUCUUUUUCUUUUCUUUCUCUCUCUCUUUUUCUCUCUUUUUCUCUUCCCUUUUUUUCUCUACUUUUUCUUUUUCUUUUCUCUCUCUUUUCUCUCUUUUUCUCUUCCCUUUUUCUCUCUACUUUUUUCUCUUUUCUUUCUCUCUCUCUUUUUCUCUCUUUUUCUCUUCCCUUUUUCUCUCUACUUUUUUCUCUUUUCUUUCUCUCUCUCUUUUUCUCUCUUUUUCUCUUCCCUUUUUCUCUCUACUUUUUUCUCUUUUCUUUCUCUCUCUCUUUUUCUCUCUUUUUCUCUUCCCUUUUUCUCUCUACUUUUUUCUCUUUUCUUUCUCUCUCUCUUUUUCUCUCUUUUUCUCUUCCCUUUUUCUCUCUACUUUUUUUUUUUUUUUCUCUCUCUUUUCUCUCUUUCUCUUCCCUUUUCUCUCUACUUUUUCUCUUUUCUUUCUCUCUCUCUUUUCUCUCUUUUCUCUUCCUUUUCUCUCUACUUUUUCUCUUUUCUUUCUCUCUUUUUUCUCUUUUUCUCUUUUUCUCUCUACUUUUUCUCUUUUCUUUCUCUCUCUCUUUUUCUCUCUUUUUCUCUUCCCUUUUUCUCUCUACUUUUUUCUCUUUUCUUUCUCUCUUAA